AUGACAUUCUUCGUCCAAUUGUCCAACCAUUUCUACAACAGAUGUCACGUGGUGUCCUUUAUCGGCACGACAACGCCAGACCCAUACAGCCAGACCCAUACAGCCAGAAUCAUACAGCCAGAAUCAUACAGCCAGAACCAUACAGCCAGAAUCAUACAGCCAGAACCAUACAGCCAGACCCAUACAGCCAGACCCAUACAGCCAGAGUCAUACAGCCAGAAUCAUACAGCCAGACCCAUACAGCCAGACCCAUACAGCCAGACCCCAUACAGCCAGACCCAUACAGCCAGACCCCAUACAGCCAGACCCAUACAGCCAGACCCCAUUCAGCCAGACCCCAUACAGCCAGACCCCAUACAGCCAGACCCAUACAGCCAGACCCAUACAGCCAGACCCAUACAGCCAGACCCAUACAGCCAGACCCAUACAGCCAGACCCAUACAGCCAGACCCCAUACAGCCAGACCCAUACAGCCAGACCCCAUACAGCCAGACCCAUACAGCCAGACCCCAUACAGCCAGAGUCAUACAGCCAGACCCAUACAGCCAGACCCAUACAGCCAGACCCAUACAGCCAGACCCAUACAGCCAGACCCAUACAGCCAGACCCAUACAGCCAGACCCAUACAGCCAGAAUCAUACAGCCAGACCCAUACAGCCAGACCCAUACAGCCAGACCCAUACAGCCAGACCCAUACAGCCAGAGUCAUACAGCCAGAAUCAUACAGCCAGACCCAUACAGCCAGACCCAUACAGCCAGAAUCAUACAGCCAGACCCAUACAGCCAGACCCAUACAGCCAGACCCAUACAGCCAGACCCCAUUCAGCCAGAAUCAUACAGCCAGAAUCAUACAGCCAGACCCAUACAGCCAGACCCAUACAGCCAGAAUCAUACAGCCAGACCCAUACAGCCAGACCCAUACAGCCAGAGUCAUACAGCCAGACCCCAUACAGCCAGACCCAUACAGCCAGACCCAUACAGCCAGACCCCAUACAGCCAGACCCCAUACAGCCAGACCCAUACAGCCAGACCCCAUACAGCCAGACCCAUACAGCCAGACCCCAUUCAGCCAGACCCCAUACAGCCAGACCCCAUACAGCCAGACCCAUACAGCCAGACCCCAUACAGCCAGAAUCAUACAGCCAGAAUCAUACAGCCAGAAUCAUACAGCCAGAAUCAUACAGCCAGAAUCAUACAGCCAGACCCAUACAGCCAGACCCCAUUCAGCCAGACCCCAUACAGCCAGAAUCAUACAGCCAGACCCAUACAGCCAGACCCCAUACAGCCAGACCCAUACAGCCAGACCCAUACAGCCAGACCCAUACAGCCAGAAUCAUACAGCCAGAAUCAUACAGCCAGAAUCGUACAAAGCUUCCUUGCAGCCAACAACGUCUACGUGUUGUCGUGACCUGCACGCUCCACAGACAAGUCCACCUAGAACACCUCUGGGAUGUCAUGGACAGUCGUGUUUACAGCGACCACAUCCUCCAGCCAACCAACAAGAACUGA
Haliotis rufescens (red abalone) is the source of this 1509-nucleotide messenger RNA. Its product is annotated as adhesive plaque matrix protein-like. NCBI's taxonomy places the organism in Eukaryota, Metazoa, Mollusca, Gastropoda, Lepetellida, Haliotidae. Bases 1 to 1509 code for a protein of 502 amino acids. The record is from RefSeq and is a predicted model, not a curated record. The transcript has a single exon.